AUGGGGGUGUUGGUCCUCAUACAGACUUUAUUUGCUCUGAGCCAUAUUCUGCCGUUGAGUCAGACGGAGAGUGUGCUGAGGUUGAAUGCUGGACUGAAGGUAAUCCGGGGCCGAAGUGUUUCUGUGACCACAGCAGAUUUGCACUUCAACACUGAUGCAGCUACAGAGGCCUGCAAGGUGGAGGUGGUGCUCAAUGAGCCUGUCACUCAGAGAGUGGGGAAGCUCACUCCACAGGUUUUUGACUGUCACUUCCUCACUGAUGAGGUCAGAUAUGUUCAUAACGGUAGCCCAGUACUGGAGGAGGACUCAGUCAUGCUGAGAGUUUAUAGGUUCACAGAUUCAGAGACGUUUCCUGAAACCUUCCUGCUGAGGGUUCAGGUGCUGGGAGCUCAGAGGAGUCUGGUAGAGUUUGGGAAAGUUCCAUUGGUGGUCCCAGAGUUUUACGGCCUCUCCAACACUAUUAACAGCUCGGUGCUGAGUUUCAGAGCUCGGCCUGAUGUGAUCUGCACCGUCCGUCUGCUCAGUUCUGAAGUCGGCGUCCCUAUGCUGGGUCAGAUAGUUACAGAGGAUCAAGUCCAGAAGGAUCAAGCCUCUGAAACACUCCCAGGGCUGAGAAAAGGUCGCCAAACAGCCAUCUCUUGCCCUGGAAAUAAGGCAUGUGUGGUACAUAACACUAGGGAGGUACCAUUUCUGAAGACUGGCUGCAGUGAGUUUCUUACCGCGGGCCUGAAGUACCAACACCUCAGUCCUCCUUCACCAGAAAUCGAUUAUGUGCCAGUUAAAGUGGAGCUCAGGGACCAUAACACUCGAGCACUGCUGGAGGCGGAGAGCGUUUGGCUUCCUGUCCUAAUCCACAGAGCCAUGCAGAACCAGCCACCUCAUGCCGCCUUCAUGUCCAUGUUCAUCCUGGAGGUGGAUCAGUUCAUCCUGACCCCCAUGACCACAGCCGCUCUGGAUGCCAAAGAUGAUGAAACCCCUCAGGCUCAGCUGGUGUUUAAAGUUACCAAGCCACCAACUGAGGGCUACAUUACACAUCUGGAUGAUCACACCAAGCCUGUCUCCUCCUUCUCCUGGCAGGACCUGAAUGAGAUGAAGAUUGCAUACCAGCCUCCAAACAGCAGCCACGUCAGCAGAAGGAACAUGGAGGUAGAGUUCCAGGCUAUUGAUGGUUUCUUUGCUAUCAGUCCUCCUAUUAUGGUCCACAUCUCUAUUCGCACUGCAGAAACCAACGCUCCACGAGUCUCCUGGAAUCUAGGGCUGGAUCUACUGGAAGGUCAGUCCAGACCAAUCACAUGGGAGAACCUGCAGAUUGUCGAUAAUGACAACAUUAAUGCCGUCACUCUGGUUGCUGUGGACGGUCCACUUCAUGGACGACUUAGUGUUCGAAGUGGAAAAGGCUUCAUGUUUAAAGUAAAGGACCUUCGAGAGGGCGUGGUGGUUUAUCAUCAUUCGGAUAGCGACACCACCAGAGACUACAUCGUCUUUAGAAUCAUGGACGGCCACCACAGCAUUCGCCACAAGUUUCCUAUAAAUAUCCUCCCUAAAGAUGACACCCCUCCCUUCCUCAUUAACAACGUGGCAAUAGAGGUACAGGAAGGUGGGUCAGUGCGGGUGGAAGAGUACAUGCUUCUGGCAUCAGACCUGGACUCCAGCGAUGACCACAUUCAGUACCAGCUGGUUACUUUGCCUCGUGCAGGACAGUUGGUUAAAUCGAUGUCUGCAUAUGAGCCAGGUGUUCCAGUGGAGAAGUUUAUACAAAGGGAUCUAUUACAGGGUCUGAUCUACUACAGACAUUCAGGAGAGGAGAUGUUUGAAGACUCGUUUGAGUUUGUACUCUCUGAUGUCCAUGAGCCACCAAAUCUAUCUGACAGAAAUACGGUGGUAAUCCAUGUGUUUCCAGUGAAGGACCAGCUGCCAGUGGAGGUCUCUGGCACAGUUCGUUCAAUCACAGUGAAAGAGACCGAGCUGGUUUAUAUCACACAGAGCCACCUUCACUUCCAAGCACCCGAGCACCCGGACUCUGACCUCAUGUACUUCAUCACCCAGUCCUGUCUAAGUCCGACCAACCCGAGCCUGCCAGAUGCAGGCAGACUUUUCUACACAGAAACGACUAAAUCCAUGAAAAAAGAUGCCAUGGUUCCAGUGCUCAAGUCAUUCACUCAGCACGCAGUGACCCACCAUAAGGUAGCCUACAUGCCACCUAUUGAAGACAUCGGUCCUGAACCUUUGUUUGUGCAGUUUGUUUUUUCUGUGAGUGACCAUGAUGGGGGAACUCUGACAGGACUCAUGUUUAACAUCACAGUCACACCUGUGGACAAUCAGGCUCCAGAGAUGUUUAUUAACCUGUUACGGGUGGAGGAGGGUGGAAGCAGCUUCCUGAUGGAGGACCACCUGUUGGUGCGGGAUGCAGACAGUCCGAAAGAGAAGCUUAGGGUGCAGGUGCGGACCCGACCCAAACACGGGAGACUGGAACUGCUUGGUGUGGAGCUGUCAGAGGGGGAGAGCUUUUACCUACAGGAUCUAAAAGCACUCAGGGUCAGAUAUGUGCAUGAUGACUCCGAGACGACCAGGGACAGUGUGGGACUGACGAUUACAGAUGGAAUCAACUCAGCUCAAGGGGAACUCUCAGUGCAUAUCCUCCCUGUAAAUGAUGAGCCUCCACAGUUGGGCUCAGGUCUGAGGAAUGAACUCUCCUGUAAUGAAGGCAGUCGGGUACAAAUCACCGCUGAGAACUUAUCCGCUACAGACCCUGACAGCGAUGAUACCAAACUCACCUACAUGCUGGCUCGAACUCCGACCCAGGGGGUGCUGCAGAGGAACAGAAUCACCAUAGACAAGUUCACACAGUUGGAUGUACUCAAUGGUCUUAUCUUCUACCUGCACACAGGGGGUGAAAUUGGCCCGGACCCUGUAUCGGACACUGUUACUCUCAUAGUGUCGGAUGGAGAGGCUGGGACGGCAGACGGCUGCUGCCAGGAAGAUGCUGCCCCACCCCCAGUUCCCUUGCAUGGCACACUUCCUGUCUAUGACCUCAACAUCACUGUGCUUCCUGUAGACAACCAGCCACCAGCCAUCAUCAUAGGAAGCAUGUUGGUGGUGGAUGAGGGCUCUGCUGCGUGUCUGUGUAAUGGUGUCCUUAAAGCUGAAGAUCCUGACACUAACCCAGACCAGUUAAUCUACCACGUGGAGAGCCCACCUCGCUAUGGCUUUCUGGAGAACACCCUUCCUACUCCAGGCUUUGAGAAAAGCAAUGCUGGUAUCCAAGUGGCUUCUUUUAGCCAUCUCCAUCUCAGCUCCGGUUUCAUUAACUACAUCCAGUCAGUCCACCAGGGUGUAGAGCCCAAAGCAGAUCAAUUCACCAUCAGUGUCAGUGAUGGAACCCAUAAAUCGGGACCUGUAAACUUCUACAUCAUUAUCAACCCCACCAAUGAGGAGGCUCCAUCUCUGUUACUGAGCAACUUCACAGUGAUGGAGGGAGGCCAAAAAGACUUAAACCCUGCCAUCCUAAAUGCAGUAGAUCUGGAUGCUCCACCAGAUACUCUAAGCAUCACAAUCCUUAAUCCUCCUGCUCAUGGGACUCUGCUCAAUGGGAUCCAUGGAUUUGACAUGAACCAUUAUAAGGAGAUGGGCACAGAGCUGUUGAAGAGAAGUCCACCGGUGCACGUCUUCACAAUACAAGCAUUGCAGCAAGGAAUGAAAAUCAUGUAUGUGCAUGAUGACACAGAAACCCUGGAGGACAGUUUCACCAUGCAGCUGACAGAUGGCAAGCACUCUGUCCAGGGGACGGCAUGGGUCCGCAUUCUACCGGUCAAUGAUGAAAAGCCUUGGCUGAUAAAGAAUGAAGGUAUAGAGGUGGAGGCUUUGGAGAGGAGGGUCAUCUCCAGUGUAGCUCUUGAGGUAGAGGAUUUGGACACACCAAACAACAAGAUCUACUUCAUUCUUAAUGCAGGCCCCAGGUUUGGCCUUCUGCAACUCAAGACAGAUGUUGGAUGGACUGACCUAAGCGCAGGUCAGAAUUUUACCCAGGAAGACAUCGAGAUGAACCGUCUGUGGUACAAACACACCACGCUCAGUGGGCUUAAAGGUCAUGACCGGUUCCACUUUAUCCUCAGCGAUACAGAGUAUGAGACACCGCCACAGAGUUUCUUCAUCUCUGUUCGAACGGUUGAUAAGGGUGACAUUGUUCUCAUCACUAAACCUGUGACUCUAAUGGAGGGUGAGAGGGUUGUACUGAACACAGACGUUCUGAUGGCUACGGACAGUGGAAGCAGAUCAGAUGAGCUUGUUUACACCAUUACUGUCCCUCCUAAACACGGACAUCUGCACAUGGUCCAGCACCCAUGGAUCCCUCUUCUCUCCUUCACCCAGAUGGAUGUGGCAUCUCACCACCUGUGCUACACUCAUGAUAACAGCCACUUCACUGACAGUGACUCCUUCAGCUUUGACAUCAGUAAUGGUGUGACCUCCAGAAGUGGAACCCUCAGUUUUACCGUGGAGCAGCGUGACCGUAUCCCACCCACGUUAAGCAUCAACACCGUUCUCCAGCUUACAGAACGCACCACCACGAUCAUCACAACAGAACACCUCCAACUAACCGAUCCUGAUACAGCUUUAGAGAACCUCACCUAUACCAUCAUACAGCCACCACAGUAUGGAAAGCUGCUGUUAAAUGGCUUCCCUCUGUCUCAACCUCACUUUACACAACUACACAUCAACAACAUGAUGCUCAGUUACCAACACCUAAACAGCUUUGCCAAGAUGGACAGGUUCACCUUUCAGCCAUCGGAUGGAAUCAAUAAAGGCUAUCUGGAGCUUGGACAGCUGAGGGAGCAGCCAGCCACGUUCACAAUACAGAUCAACAUCUUGGACAAGACCCCUCCUCACCUGGUGAACAAAGGGACCCCCAGUUUGAUAGAAACUCUGCGGGAUAACCAACAUGCCAUUUACAUCACUAACAAACACCUCCAGGCUUCAGAUCUGGACAGUUCAGACCAGGAGCUUGAGUUCAUCAUCACCCGGCCUCCACGUUCUGGAUACCUGGAAAACUCCAUCACAGGUGGGUAUAUCAAAGGUCGCUUUACACAGAAGGAUGUGGACCAGAAGGCCGUGCGCUAUGUCAUUCCAUCAGACAUGGAUGUGACAUCAGACAGCUUUGAGUUCCAGCUCACUGACCCAGCAGGAAACACCAUGCUGCCAGAAGUAAUGGAGCUGCAGUGGUCCCGGGUGGAGCUGACGGCUUCCUGCUACCGUGUGUGUGAGAACGCAGGAAUUGUAGCUGUGCAGGUGAUGCGUAGUGGGAACAGUGUCGACCCGGCCUACGUUAGCAUCCAGGUGGAAGAAGGCACAGCAAAGAUAGGAAAGGACUUCACGCACAGCUCUGCUAGUCUUAUUCAGUUUGAUCCAGGAGUGAAUGUCAAAUUUUGGAACCUUUAUCUGAAAGACGACGGGCUAGAGGAGAAUGAUGAGAAACUGGAAGUAGUGCUAAAAGCCCAGAAGAACGUAGUUUUGGGUGUGAUAAUCAGAGCUUCAGUGGAGAUUGUGGAUCCUAGAAAUGGUAGGUGUGACCCAGAUGAUUUGAUUGUUGGGGAUGACAAGAGGAAACCUUCUGUUCCACAUCGACCACGAGUCCUCCUGCCGCCCUCUCCACUACCACCGUCAGUGGAAGAAGAAUACACCCCAGAUCCAAACAGUGAGGUUGUAUGGGAGAACCAUCCACCCAGGGGUGAUGUCCCAUAUCACACCCAGUUCACUCACUUUAGUGGUGGGGAGAUGCUGGACCAGGCCUUUCUCAACCAAAAUAGGAGACGGAUGAGCAAUACCAGACAGGGAGUGAGCCAUGACACUUCACGUACAACACGGUUCCAUGAUUUAACCCCAAUAAGACAAGAGAGGGUGAUAUCAGUGCCUCGUGUCCACCCGCAGCUGGAGAUCACUCCAAUAUGGCACUGGAGUGAACGUUCAACUGAACCCAGAUCAGUGGAGACUCCUCUAAGAGAUGGCUUUUCUGUCGGAUACAGUUCAGCACUGCGCCAGCACAAGUCUGCAAAAGCUGUAAGUGUUGGCUGUCUGUCUGGAUGGACUCUUUACAGAAGGCAGUGCUAUAUCCGGGGUCCAGGUGUGGUCAGCUGGACUUACGCUCAACAUGCAUGCACAGUACUUGAUGGUCACUUGACGAACAUUCGCUCAAAGUCUCAUAUGACGUGGCUGUGGAAGUUUGCUGGAAAACAAGCAUUCUGGAUUGGACUUUCUGGAUCUCAAGGCCGGUGGUUAUGGGCCGACAACACACCUCUGACUUUUUCAAAACUUAAGAAGAGUAAAACUUCAGAGGAUGGAAGCACUGAUGUCUCCUCUCACAGCUGUGUGCUGGCCCAGGAUAGAAAGACGUGGACUCAAGAAAACUGCACAGCACAACAGAGAUAUAUUUGUUCAACACCUGCACAAGUCAACCAAUAAAUAGACAAUAUAUAUAUCUAUGUUCCCCUUUCUCAUUGUUUCUAAAA
Molecule: messenger RNA, 6500 nt
Organism: Trichomycterus rosablanca
Lineage: Eukaryota; Metazoa; Chordata; Actinopteri; Siluriformes; Trichomycteridae
Gene: frem1b
Product: Fras1 related extracellular matrix 1b
Exons: 34
Coding region: 1-6453 (2150 amino acids)
Biological process (GO): anatomical structure morphogenesis; cell communication
Cellular component (GO): membrane
Source: RefSeq, a predicted model, not a curated record